AUCAACAAACAUGUCUUAUGUCUUAAUGUGUAUAUAAAGUACAUCAAGUUUAUUUGUUUAAUCAAACCCCGCUUACAGCCCCGACUACAGAAAUCGUUUUCAUUUAUUGGUGAUAAACUUUCUCAUAGCGAUGUCAAUAAUUUCUGUUUGUUCUUACAUUUAGAUAUUAUUGUUCGCAAGCAGCAGCUCUCUCUCUCAAGUGCGUUAUUUAGGAUUUAUAAAGUAUAGGGUCAAUUGGCUGCAAGUCCUCAAACAGCCAGAAAAAAGGCGUCGAGUUUUGAUUGACAUCUUCAAGGACCAGUAGCAAGCCUCCGUGACAUUACGAGGAGCGCUUUAAAAUCCCUCCUCAAAGCGCGUGUCAAUAGAUGGACGCGAUGUGCUGAGAGGAGCACCGGGAACGAUUUGGAAGCUCGUGAUACAUAGCGGAUACAUUUGAAUGGACUCGCAGACUUUGAGAACCAAGUGAAGGACAACUGGGAAAUACUUCAAGUUACUACAAUAAUAUCAGGUGUUCCUGCCGUAUGAGACUGGAUACAUUUUGAGAAUAAGACCGAGAUAUUUGAAACCAUGCAACAUUACGGAGUAAACGGAUACUCUCUCCACGCCAUGAACUCACUGAGCGCCAUGUACAACCUGCAUCAACAGGCGGCGCAACAAGCGCAACACGCACCUGAUUAUCGGCCGUCAGUGCAUGCGCUCACCCUGGCAGAGAGGCUGGCUGAUAUCAUACUCGAGGCUCGGUAUGGUUCUCAACAUCGCAAACAGCGACGCAGUCGCACAGCAUUCACGGCCCAACAACUUGAGGCUUUGGAGAAGACUUUUCAGAAAACUCACUAUCCUGAUGUUGUGAUGCGGGAGCGCCUGGCCAUGUGCACUAACUUACCGGAGGCACGUGUGCAGGUGUGGUUCAAGAACCGCCGUGCAAAGUUUCGCAAGAAGCAGCGGAGCCUUCAAAAAGAACAACUGCAGAAACAGAAAGAUGCAUCAGCAGAUGGAAACCUUGCAACAAGCGAUAAGGAGGAUCCACCAUCCACCAUAAAUCUUGAGAACCAGCCACCUUCGUCCUCUUCCUCCAUGGAAGCAGAAGCGGCUCCCCAUGCCCCGGGAUCGGAGCAUAGCGUUGAGCUAAAUGUGACAUCGGCAGAGCAAUCAGGCAGUGAGUCGGCCACGGAAGACAAUGCUACAGACAAGGAAGAAGAGGUCAAGCAGCACAGGGAAGAUCUGAAGGUGGAGAAAGAACCAACACCUGGAAACCUGUCCCCUCUCUGCAAGCGUCUCAGCCCCAAACCAGAUUCACCUCUUGGUUCCCCAGCCAUCACAUCUACCUCUGGGGGUGUCACCAGCGGGAUCUCUCAGAGCCACUCCUACUCUUCAUCUCCGCUCAGCCUCUUCCGGCUGCAGGAGCAGUUUCGCCAGCACAUGGCCGCCACCAACAACCUGGUUCACUAUCCCUCUUUCGACAUGGCGACCCCCUCGUCCAUACCGUACCUGGGCAUGAACGUCAACAUGCCAGCGCCACUGGGCUCCCUCCCCUGCCAGUCUUAUUAUCAGUCUUUAUCUCACCACGCACAACAAGUUUGGAACAGCCCCCUGCUGCAGGCCUCCGGAGGCCUCCCCAGUCACAACAGCAAGACCACCAGCAUUGAGAAUCUACGCCUGCGGGCGAAGCAGCACGCAGCGUCGCUGGGCCUGGACACGCUGCCCAACUGAGCAGAAGACUGAAAACUACCUGAGCAAGGGAACACCUCUCUACCACGUCUAACAUGCCACACGCAUGGCAAUCGUCUGAGAUGUACAAAAACUGUUUUGAAAGACUUCGACUGCAAAAUGUAAAAAAGGUGUGAAGCCCAAAGCAUUCUCUUGAGGUUCUCCCGUCCGCAAAAUGUGCCGACUAAGAAUUUGAAUUCUUUACUCAUUUGCUUAUACCGAUAAUUAUCUUAAAUUUCCCAAUACUAUUUAUACAGUAUUUUAUUGAAAAUACGGCAUUUGUCAAUUUAUUUUAAAAACACAGACCCUGGUUUAGUGUUAUGUUUUGUAUGGGCAUAGACAUUUCAUAAAAGCACUUUUUGGAGAGGAUCUCAACACGUUGCAUGCACUGUACACCAGAAUCUGAAAAGAACUUAAUUUAAUUAUAAUGACUUUCAAAUUACACAUCACACAAAUUACCUUGUAAAUGUAAAUCUUGCACAACUACAUAGAUUAAUUAAACCUAACCGGUUUAAUGGUCAGGAUUAAACCACAGAAAAUUGAGGAUGGUUAGGUAACGAGGAAAUGAUUUCAUUGACUACAUAUACAAAGCUUUUAAUUACAUGUAGCCUUGGGCACAGAUGAAGAAAUGCAAUUAUAGACCAUGCAUAUCAUUUGAGAUUGCCACAUUAAUGCUAUGAGGGAAAAUACUCUCAACCUCAAGAAACUAGUGCUUAAAUGCAUAUAAACAUUGCAAAAGAAAACAACGCCGAGUAGUGGUUGAAUGGGAAGACAAACAGAAAGAACGCAAAGCACUUCCAUGUACGGCAGCUUUUUCCCUCUCAGUGCUGAGCUCUCAUUGUGUUCGUAAGCUGUUUUAAUAUGUAAAAUAUACAAAGUCUUUAUCUAUAAAUGUUUACUGGUAAGGCAAAUGUAAAAGUUCUAUGUUUUAGAUAAAGAAGAAUUUAACCCUGUGAUGAUUGGUAGCUGUCCCUUGUAAGAUUUUAUUGGCCGGCCUGUAGCCUGCCUGCGUUUCCCCAGGUUAUUUAACCUAUACAGUCUGGUUGUCUAUGUAACCUCUUUCAUCGUCACUGUGGACAUAAAUUUACAGUCAUUCACAUCACACAAAGUGGUGCAUUUGUAGCCUAUAUUGGUGGAGAGUGUUCCAGACGUGUACACAUCUUUCCCUAUGUCACAAGUAGAUUAAAACCUUGUAAAAUAAAACACUAAAACAUUCAAACUGUAUGUUUAUUCUCUCUUUUCGGGCCACUAAACAUCUCAUUUUAUAAACAAAACGGGCAAAUAAAGACUUGCUGCAUUAACUGUAAAACAAACACAAAAAUUACUAGAUAAAGACGUCAGGGAGAAGCGCAAAAACAGAAAUGAGAGCAAAGAGAGUGAGGAAAACAAGGUAAUCUUGGGAAAUAAAAUCGUUGUGGGGACAUAAACCACGCCAGAUGAAUAAGCGGGCCAUUAUGCUGAAGAAUGACAGCCUCGGGCCAUGAUUAUGCUGCUAUUAUAUCUUAAACAGUGUGGUUUGUCAAAAUGCAUAAGCCCUUUGCUCACAUAAAGAGGGUCUCCCCUCUGUAUGCAUUUUACCAGAGGCUUGAUGCCACCGCCACCACAUUGUCGGUGCCCUUGAUACGGCUGCUAACUGC
Triplophysa rosa is the source of this 3344-nucleotide messenger RNA. It is a transcript of the gene dmbx1a, whose product is annotated as diencephalon/mesencephalon homeobox 1a. The record is from RefSeq and is a predicted model, not a curated record. Gene Ontology annotation, biological process: regulation of transcription by RNA polymerase II. Gene Ontology annotation, molecular function: DNA-binding transcription factor activity, RNA polymerase II-specific; RNA polymerase II transcription regulatory region sequence-specific DNA binding. The coding region runs from base 568 to 1710 and encodes 380 amino acids. Lineage: Eukaryota; Metazoa; Chordata; Actinopteri; Cypriniformes; Nemacheilidae. The transcript has 5 exons.